GCGCGUUCAGUACGCACUCUCGUUGUUAUCGACCAUCAAGAGAGGAGGCCAAGCCGAGCUGGCUCGAGCAGAACCGAGCGACACCGAAUUGAACGGAGAGACGAGUCGCUCAGCGAGUCGUCCCUUCGUCGGCCCAGGACCUGGAUCCUGUCGUGAGCGCGGAUCGGUAUUCCCUGAAUCUCACCAUCGAUCUCGAGCAGCCGAGCGAUCUCGAGAGACGCGGGUGAGAAGAUCGUAGUCUUAGACGAAAGGAUCUGAAUUAUGGAUUGACACACUGUGUUUAUUUCUUGAGGGAACAUCAGAAUUUUUCCUGACAUUAUUGACUGUCAUGUGGGAAAACCGAAGAAUUGUUAAUUAAAUUGAUUAGAACAGAAGUCUCGCUCCUCGUGAAAAGAUCGGCGAUCGAUCGUAAAACGUCAGUGUCCUGACGUAUCCUUCGUACUUCACGAUCUGACUGUGUCCUUCGUAUUUUGUGAUUCAUCGUGUCAACGUUCCGCGCAUUAAUAAUAGUCCUCGAAGUGACGAUAACAAUCGCGCGUGAUUCAUAGAAAUUAGAAUAACGCGAUGCGUUAAUUUUUAUUUCAAUUCCGUCGCCGCGCGACAUCGCAUUGCCUCCAGUAAUCACUGACAUUACACGGAUACAUCAGAUUCGAGCUUAAUUAUUCACGCGCGGGAUUGUGUCAUUCCGCGUGCUGUUAACUAUAUUUCAAUCUGAAACGCAGCGACGAUUUCCAAACCGAGUGCGAUCGCCGACAUUCCGCGAGUGCAUUAUGCUUAACAGUUAAUUUUAAUUAAAACCCAAGUGACGCGCGAACUUCGGAAUGCGAAUAAUCGCGAUUCCCGACUCGCUAUCGUUCUGCGAGUGCCGCGAGUGGAAAUUCAACGUCGCGUGUCACCGAUGCUUAAACGCGAUGUACUCGAUUUAAGUCGGCGAGCAACGUGCGAAAUUUGCACGGCAAAUGACAGCGACGAAGCCCGUCGUCAUCGCGCGGAAUGAGAACGACGAUGAUCGACUUCUCGGGCGGUGAUCAUGCCCCAUGACGAUCUAUUGUGCGACAACCGGCUGAAUUUCAGCAGCUCUUCGUCAGCGGAAAGCAUGGUGCAUGUCGAUCCGCGGUGCAGCAGUGUAAACGCGAAAACGUGACUAACUCGUGGAUGAGGAAAACGUCGAUUGUGACGGCGGCUACUCGAUCGUAAUGAGAUCGAGCGAGGAAUUCGAUCACGCGUGAAAAGCUAACACAAUAAAGCGACAACGGCGGGGUGGGAACAAUGGGGUCGUUGCCGAAUCUACACGAGCUGUCCAAGGACAAGCUGGAGAGCCCAUUGUACAAACCGGCGCCGAUCGGCGGUCUUGGUCCGAUACGAUUACCGCCGCAACCUCCGCCGUUGGCGCACACGCAUAGGCGUUCGAGAAGCAGCGGGCAUCAUCAUUCUACCUUGUGCGACAAUGAUGCCAUGUUGGAGCACAUGGCAGCGUACUCGCCGAUCUCCUGUCGGUCGACGCGCACCUCGGCGCUGUCGUGGCGACGUCGCGACUCCAUGAACUCGUCGGCGGGCGCGUCGUCGGUGCGCCGGCUGAUCGCGGCGGUCCGUGCGGCCCCGUCCGGACCGCGACCACCGCGUAAAGCCGUACUUCGUCACAUCGCAGCUCUACUGCUCGGCCACGCGAGCUGCUCGGCCGCCACGCUGCCCAUCUUUCCGCUCCAAGCGGGCCUGGGCGCGUUCGAACCUCAUCUGGGUCCGGUACUUUUGGCUCAACUCUACAUGAUGGCAGCCGUCACCAGCUGCUUCGCGCCCAUCGUCAUACAGCGGCUCGGCACGAAUCUCGCGAUCACUGCGAGCCACCUCGUCACCGCUAUCUUCGUCGGCGUGCAUCUCUAUCCCAAGUGGUACAUACUCGCGCCCAGCUACGCGAUGCUGGGUUGCUGCGCCAGCUCGAGCUUCCUGGCGAGGACGUCGCACGUCAACGUAUCCGCGACCAGCCUGGCGCUCGUCUGCACCGAUCCCGAGGACCCCGAUGAGACUCGGCGCGAGUGCUACCUGAGAAGGCUCAAUCGAGCAAUCAAACUGACCGAGGACUUCGGCCUCGCACUCGGUUGCGGUAUCGCAUGGAUUCUCGUCAGGCUAACAGACUUGAUACCAUCUAGUAUAAACAGCGGGGACAUAGGGGACAUUUGCGGGGCUGAGUACUGCUCAGAGGAGACGUACUUCUACAACGAAUCGAUGUAUCUGCCGAUGAUCGCGUCGGGCACGUCGAGAGUGCUCGUCAGCAUCUGGCUCGGUCUGGCAGUACUCGGUCUAGGCAUAUCCUGCGCAUUCCUCGACUCCAGGAUGCAGGAACCGCAGGCGAGCCAUGACCGCACCAGCGUCAAGGAUAUCCUCAAGUCCGUGAAAUGCGCGUUUCAGGACCCGAAGCUUCAACUCGCGGCGCCGCUCACGCUCUUCAUCGGGCUGGAACAGGGUUUUAUCUACGCCGACUUUGUCGAGGCGUACGUGGUGUGCGCCUUGGGCGGCGCCAGCACGGUCACCUUUAGUUUCCUCAGCUUGGCCAUGUUGCAAGCUCUCGCCGCCGUGACGCUCUCGAUGCUGCUGAGGCACAUUAAGAGAUAUUUUGUCGUGGUUGUGGGUUUCGCUUUCCACGCGUGUCUCCUGCUCGUCUUGGUCACUUGGAGACCAACGGGAGACGACCCGGCUCUCUUUCACGUCAUAUCAGCUGCCUGGGGAGUUUGUAACUCUAUCUGGGAGACUCUGACGUACACCCUGGUAAUGAGCCUGUAUCCGAACGCGUGGCAAGGGCCGCUGUCGACGUCGCUCUUCUGGCGUUGGCUCGGUUUGACCCUGGCGCUGAGCCUGCAUGGCGCAGUGUGCACCCGUUAUCGCGUGCUGGGCCUCGCCACGACCUUGGUGCUGGCGGUGGUGCCGUACCUGUGGCUGGAGAACCGUCUGGCGCGCCGCGGCAAAACGCUGGCGCCCUUAUGACCAGGCGACUCGACCGCGAGCGAGCGCGGGUCCACCAGCGUCGAGACGGCGACGGCGACAGAAGUCAGACACCGGGGUGACUGAGAACGAGCCGUUCCAUCCGGCAGAACGUCGUCGGGGUUCCUGCGACGCGGCAGUCGCAGGAGCAGCGGCCUGACAACGGGACAGCAGCUGCCGGAGCAGCCGGCGCCGGCCGCGACGUCGAUCAAGGGCAAGACGCGACGCAGGGCGAACAGCGUCGCGUUCGCCUGCCGCACCGAUUACGGCCUGCCCGACGACAGCGACGACAGCAGCCCGCCGAAGAAUCCGCUGCUCCUCAUCGCGGAGCCGGAGCGUCGCAGAAGCGCCACUAGCACCAUCGUCGAAAGCACGAAGGAGCGGGAUCGCGCCACCCCCACGGUCUUCACGCUCUCGUGAGGAAGGCGUCUUCUCGCGAGCGCGCUUCUCAAGCGUCGCUGUGCCCUCGAUAGACGACGCGUCGCAUGGUAAUCGCGAGUGCGGUGCUCCAGCGCCAUGCGCUGGAUAAUGCGCUGAGAAGGGAAGAAAAAAAAGCGAAAGCGGUGCUUUCAAGCGCGUUGCCGAUGUUCUUCCGGUCGACUUCAACGCUCCAAGACUGCACCCUUGACGCACCGCGAGAGAAAUCUUUCCGAGCGUGUGCUUGCGGUCCGAAGAUUUGCGUUCCGCCGCGGGACCGUAUAAUCCGGAAUCCGAUAGUCUACAUUGCCAAUAUCCAGCGCAUCUUCGUGCGAGCGCGAGGUAUUGCAGCUAUCGCAGUGUACUAUUUAGCACUCGACUCGGGAGAGAGUCCUCUCUCUCUCUUUCUCUCUUUCGCUCCCUUUUCGCGAAUUUGGAGCGAGGACGGCGACGAUCGAUGGGCAUGCCGCGACGGAUGCUUUAAAGCUCUCUCCAGGCGCGUUUAAACCGCGAUUAAUGAGGAUAGCGCCUCUCAAAGCUGGAUGGAACGGCUGCGUAUACGGACAUUUAUAUACGUACACGAGAAUACACACAUACACAUAUACACCCUUUCCCGCUACGGUGCGAUCGAUGCACACGACUGAAUAGCGGUGAAAUGACACGCGGGGAUACACACAUACGUACAUAAAUCUACAUAUAUCGUAUUCUAGUAUCGAGCGUACCGUUUUGUAUCACUCGAACGAAUCGUCGUUUGACGUAACGCAACGUCGAAAUGUACCUGAUGUCUUUCAAGCCAAGCUAUGCAUAAAGUAUAAACGGAAUCGCCCCGUGCGAGACACCCGAUAUAUAUAUAUAUAUAUACAUAUACAUAUACACACAUAUACAUACCCUUCUAUCUAUCGUAGCUGCUCGUAUAUGCGCCUUGCAGGGCGUAUCGAUUUUUUGAGCGAACGACUCUUGUCAUUUCAUAUACCGAUCGUACUCGAAAUAGCGCAGAUGACGGAUUCGGCUUCGAAGUCGAAAGUAAAUCGACAGAUCUAGAAUGAAUCUAGACGUAAAAUUAUAAGCGCUGUUAACGAUUUCAAUAUCACGACAAUUCAGGUAAGAUUUUUUAUGAUAACACUCGUCGCCGACGAGGGUCGCGUACGAGGGGGAGAAUCAACCCUCCCUCAUAGAAAAGCGAGAGCAACCCCCCGGGUAAUAUUCCGCAGAUAAGAGGAGCGAGGGUGCAUUGUUCGCGCGUAAUUCCGGUGAGUAGCGAAAUGAUCGUCCGUUUCAAGACGUUUUAGAAAACUCGCAUGGGCGAUGACACGGCGAUCGUCCGCCGGAUUGCGGACGUUAGUUGACGUUUGUUUUGUUACGGAUCUUAGUCUAAGCAAGCGAAACACUGUAAUCGCAUAAAGUUUAAGGGAGAUUAAUAAGUGUUAUCACGUUUAAUGUUACAAGUGUAGGCGGAUCGAACGAUAAAUUAGGACGAGGCAACAUAUCACUGACGUACAACAUUGCCUGGCGGAAACGGAGCCUGGUUUCCAUCUGCUUCCUCUUGACGGGGACGUACAUUGUCUGUACGACGAAUAUACAACCGUAUUGUAGCGUACCGUGAAUAUGCGGUGAAAGCGCAUUGAUGGAAGUAACUUUUUGCGCCGUCAUAAAAAACAAAAUUUGUAUUCUUUCAAGCCUGAAAAGAAAUAAUUUGUAAGUUUUAAUGGCAAUUUUUCUCGUUUCACAGACCAUUGCUUGCAUUUUUCUUAUCUAUUUAGCUUUACAUAACACAUAAUCAAACCUGAAAUCGUAAAAUAUUAAUGAACACAUUUAUUAUUUAAAUAUAUUUAAAUGAAUGAUAAAUUGAUUAUGAAAUAUUAUUAAAUAUGCAUAUAUAGAUUUUCAAGAGACAAAAAAAGUUGCUUUCUUUGAUGCAAACUUAUCCCAUUUCACGGUACAGUUUUUUUAUGCGCCUCACGUGUUUUCCGAUGUUCGGGUUAAUCGUAUUACGCUUGAUCGAGAAUAAGAAUCGCAGGACGACGAUAAAGUAAAAAAAAAAAUGCGCGAAGUCUCGUGAAAAGAAGAAAAAAAAACUGCUAGGACACAAAAAACGCUCACAAGCGCAACUGUAUUUACUCAGCAAUAAACUUGCUCACUUCCAGUCGAGAAUCGCGGGUGAUUGUCCGCGAGGCAGAAAAGGCAAAAGAGAAGAAGGAAACUGAAUACAUUCCAUGUCCUAGUGAAAUGCGGAGUAAGAAAUAUAUCGUCGGUGACGUUGAGGAAAGGCAUAUAUUAUCUGUAUUUCAUGAAAUAAUAAAUAUUAUCUUAUUUUAUA
Molecule: messenger RNA, 5710 nt
Organism: Linepithema humile (Argentine ant)
Lineage: Eukaryota; Metazoa; Arthropoda; Insecta; Hymenoptera; Formicidae
Product: UNC93-like protein
Biological process (GO): regulation of muscle contraction; regulation of potassium ion transport
Cellular component (GO): plasma membrane; striated muscle dense body
Molecular function (GO): potassium channel regulator activity
Source: RefSeq, a predicted model, not a curated record